AGCAACACGAUCAAGUGUUUGACAGCUAAACUUCACGGAACAGCAUAAGAUGGAACAUAGGGGACGUUACUGGAAAUACUUCGAGAAGAGAGAUCGUAACGUAGCUACUUGUAAAAUUUGUUUUAAUGACUACGCAUACAGUUCUAAUAAAACCAAUCUGAGUAAACAUUUGAAAAAGAAACACGAUAUCGAUGUUAGUGAACGAAACUUGGACAGCGAUAGUGAUGCGGAGACUGUCAAGGAGCCUAACAAAAUGAAAGCAGGAGGUACCACAAUGAGUUAUUUCGACAUUUUGGAUUCUGAUAACGCAGAAGUUCAAUGUAAAUUGUGCGAGAAGAAUAUGUCUUACGAAACAGUUGGAGACUUGAAGGCACAUAUUAUAGAGGAACAUGGAAAAAAUCCUACAGACAGCAAUUGUAAUAAAAGGAAGACUGAUGGCACUAGAGCGCCAUAUUGGAAGUUCUUCACGAAGAAAGAGCGUUACAUGGCGACCUGUAAUAUAUGUUGUAACGAUUACUCAUAUCGUUCAUCUGUAAGCAAUCUAGCUAAACAUUUGAAAAAUAAACACGGAGUUAACGUUAGUUCAGCUGUCAAUGACAGCGAUAGUGAAGCGGAAAUAGAAAAGCCGUCCAGCAAAAAGAGACCAACUUGGAGCUAUUUUGAGGUCUUAGACUCCGAUAAAUUCGAUGCACAAUGCAAAAUAUGUGACAAAACAAUAUCUUAUGAUACCGUGGAUGAGUUGAAGAAACAUGUCGAAGAUCACGGAGAGAAUCCUAUUGACAGCGAUGAUGAGACUCAAGAUAAUAAAAUACCUAAGCCAAGGAGACCAUCUGAAGUUUGGAAAUAUUUCAAGAAAUUAGAUGAUGAAUCCAAGAUUGCCCUGUGUCUGAUCUGUAAGAAGGUAUACAAUGCUGCGACGACUAACAACCUAAAGAAACAUCUCAAGAAUAUGCAUCCUAACUCCAAGAUGCCUGAUGAUGAGAAGAAAUAUAUACUAUCAGCUAAUGGCCAGCUGUUUGAAGUGGAGUCAGAUACAGAAAAGGACAACGUAGAUGAUGAUAAUUAUGAUAAAAACCCAAUUGAAAUGGACACAAUAUAUCUCGAAGAUCUCGAGGAUUCUAUAGAUUUAUCUCACCAAUCACCUCCUAGUCCACAGAAAAAGAAAGCUAAAUUAAUAACACCAAAAAGACAAUCUUUCUCAAAACCACGCAGAGAACAGAUAUUAAAUAACAGUUCCAGUAACGAUACUAACGAUAUACCAAUGAGAAGUAACUCUAAUAAUACUAGUUUGGAUUACUUUGGCCAAUACGUAGUAUCUUUACUAAAAGAAUUACCCAAAUCUGUCUCAAGUCAAUUGCAAAAUGAAAUAAUAAAACAAAUUUUGACAAGUAAAGUUGCUUUAGAAUCGGAAGGAACGAAAUGCGAAGUUAGUAUCAACCAAAAUGCUGAUAGUCAGACGCAAAUAACAGAAACCGUUAUGUAUAUUGAAGCUAAGCCAAAUACCUAGUAUUUAUUAAAUUGAUAACCACUGCACUAGUAGUAUUUUUUUUAAUAAUGGAAAUGUCAAAUAUUUUAAAUAAA
Spodoptera exigua (beet armyworm) is the source of this 1581-nucleotide messenger RNA. NCBI's taxonomy places the organism in Eukaryota, Metazoa, Arthropoda, Insecta, Lepidoptera, Noctuidae. The record is from the annotation of a GenBank genome assembly.